ACAGACUUUAGACUUGUCUUGAACAACACAUUGUCCAAGCAAGGAAGAUCCUACAACCAGGUUCAGAAAUGCCCCUGGCAUGUUUGACAGACUUCCAGGCCCUUGCCCGAGAGCGCCUGUCAAAAUCAUCUUGGGAUUAUAUUGAUGGAGGAGCUGGUGAAGGCGUCACACGAGAUGACAACGUUGCAGCAUUUAAAAAAAUUCAGCUCCGUCCUCGGUACCUAAGGGACAUGUCAAAGGUGGACAUCAGCACUACAAUUCAAGGGGAGAAGAUCAGCGCCCCCAUUGGCAUCUCACCCACAGGUUUCCACCGCCUUGCCUGUACUGAUGGCGAAAUGAGCACAGCUAGAGCUGCCCAAGCAACUGAUGUCUGUUAUAUUACCAGCACCUAUGCCAGCUGCACCUUGGAGGACAUUGUCACUGCUGCUCCCAGGGGCCUCCGUUGGUUCCAACUCUAUGUGCAGCCAGACAGGCAGCUGAACAAACAGCUGAUCCAGAGGGCAGAAUCUUUGGGGUUUAAAGCUCUGGUGAUCACCGUGGAUGUCCCCACUCUUGGCAACCGGCGACAUGAUAUCCGAAACCAACUGGACUUGAAAACCAACUUACUGCUAAAGAAUCUCCAGUCUCCCCAAGAGGGAAGUGGAAUGCCUAAUCUCCAGAUGACCGCCAUUGACCCAUCCAUCUCCUGGAAUGAUCUUUCCUGGUUCCAGAGCUUAACUAACUUGCCCAUCAUCCUUAAAGGGAUCUUGACAAGAGAAGAUGCAGAGUUAGCCUUGAAGCACAAUGUCCAGGGCAUCAUUGUUUCCAAUCAUGGUGGGCGACAGUUGGAUGAGGUUUCUGCUUCGAUUGAUGCUCUGCCAGAAGUUAUAGCUGCUGUGAAAGGGAAGGUUGAAGUGUAUGUGGAUGGUGGAAUCAGAUCUGGCAAUGAUGUGCUCAAGGCACUGGCUCUCGGGGCUAAGUGUGUGUUUAUUGGGAGACCCAUCCUGUGGGGUCUUGCCUGCCAGGGCGAAAGUGGUGUUGAGGAAGUUCUGAAUAUUUUAAAAAAGGAAUUCCACAUUUCCAUGACUCUGACUGGUUGCCGCUCUGUGGCUGAGAUUAAUCGCGACCUGAUCCAGUUCUCCAGAUUAUGAAGCAUAAGAGUGAAUUCAUGGAUUACUGAGAAUGCCAACAGGAGGAAGAGUGACUC
Suncus etruscus (white-toothed pygmy shrew) is the source of this 1186-nucleotide messenger RNA. It is a transcript of the gene HAO2, whose product is annotated as hydroxyacid oxidase 2. The transcript is spliced from 8 exons. The record is from RefSeq and is a predicted model, not a curated record. Lineage: Eukaryota; Metazoa; Chordata; Mammalia; Eulipotyphla; Soricidae. The coding region runs from base 69 to 1130 and encodes 353 amino acids. Gene Ontology annotation, molecular function: oxidoreductase activity; FMN binding.